Molecule: messenger RNA, 2666 nt
Organism: Cuscuta epithymum
Lineage: Eukaryota; Viridiplantae; Streptophyta; Magnoliopsida; Solanales; Convolvulaceae
Source: the annotation of a GenBank genome assembly
AAUUUCCGUUCUUCAUUUUAUCCUCAACUUCUCAUCUCCUCUCCGAAUAGCGUCCGUCUGGGUUCGUUUCUUGGUGCGCUCCGCCAAAGGCUUAAACUUUAACCCUUCAAGAAUGAUUCAAGUGAAUUUGGGAAACUAAGCAACUUUCUGAAGUGGGUUCUUGCUUUGGAGGAAAAAAAAUUGCGAAUUUGCUUGACGGGUAUCAGUACACAUUUGAGGAUGAUGUCAGUGACCUGCCAGUACUACCAUAGUCUUGAGUAUGGAAGAAGUAGACUGUACUUUGCAGCUAAUGGGUGCCCUAUAAGAAAUACCGACAAGUGUGCUGUUACCAGGGGCUUCAAGGCUCAGAAAUCGCUGUGUUGCAGGCGUUAUGCCGGCCGGUGCCGGGUCUUUUCUACAGAGAGCUUGGGCAGUCUGGUUAAUGCUGCUGCACCUCCUCCUGUGUUGAAUUUGAUGGGAAAGUCCAGAGGUCCUGUUUGUCUUACAAGUUUGUUUGAGUUGGUUGCUGAUGACCUCCUUAUGCUGAACAAGAACUUACAGUCUGUGAGUAUUAAUUGAAAGUGCCCCCACCCCACCCCAUCUUAGUUGCUCUUCUGAAGAACUCUUGUUUUGGGCCUUUAUAUCAAGUUAUCCCACACAAAUACAAUGCACAUACGGCAUGGAGGGUGAAGCUCUCAAUUAGGGGUGUUUGUCACUUCUGUUUGGCUGUUGCAGUUUUGGUAGUCCGAUUUUCAAAAAUGCGAAACUAAGAAACGAACCAAGAGGCUUAGGUUGGUUUUGGCUACGUUAUCUUUGGUUGUUUUGGCAUAUUUCAGCCAGUUUUAUCUGUUUGUUAGGUUUUUAAAGCAUGAUUCGUAAACUGUAAACCGAAUUGAUUAUGAGUUGGUGAUUGGUUUUAUUCAAUCUUGUUUCCUUCAGUUUGCUGGUCUGAUUCGGUUUGUCGUUUUUCAGCCCUAGGUCCUAGCCUCAAAGAAGUUAUUAUGUGAUUACAGCAUACAAGUUUGAAUAGUAUAGUUGGGACCAGUUCAGAUUACUGUCAGUUUCUUGUUUUAUGAAUGUAAAAGGUAUGUGAUUUAUGUUAUCUAAUGAAGUAAAGAAUAUAUCAAACUAGAGUAAGAAUGUUAGGUUUGAAAGCUGCCAGCAGUAAACUGAAAAUGACUUUAUCCGGUUUUUAAAAUUUUGUUUUUAGUUUCCAAUAAAAAGAGGAAAUGUUACUGAAUGAGGCCUUAUUGCUACUCUUAAUUGUUUGCUCAAGCUUAAUCUUUAAAUCGUUCUUGAGUUAGACACUAACUGCGAUGACAUUUUAGGCGGACUUCUAUCCUUAACCACCUAUUAGAUCUUUCAUAUCACUUCAUACAGAAAUCUGAUUGAAACCAUCUCUUAGAUUGUAGGUGCAGAUAACCCAGUUUUAGUGUCUGCAGCGGAACAGAUUUUUGGUGCUGGUGGGAAAAGGAUGAGACCCGCUUUGGUUUUUCUUGUUGCUCGAGCGACAUCAGAAAUGGUUGGCCUGACGGAACUGACUAAGGAACAUAGGCGGCUAGCUGAAAUCAUAGAAAUGAUACACACUGCAAGUUUGAUUCACGAUGAUGUUUUGGAUGAAAGUGACAUGCGCAGAGGAAAGGAAACUGUCCAUCACUUGUAUGGUACAAAGGUUGCAGUGCUGGCUGGUGAUUUCAUGUUUGCACAAUCAUCAUGGUACCUAGCUAACCUUGAAAAUCUUGAAGUCAUAAAGCUUAUAAGCCAGGUUAUUAAGGAUUUCGCGAGCGGUGAAAUAAAGCAGGCAUCCAGUUUGUUUGACUGUGAUGUUGAACUGGAAGAAUACUUGAUCAAGAGUUACUACAAAACAGCUUCAUUAAUUGCAGCUAGCACGAAGGGAGCUGCCAUAUUCAGUGGGGUCCACAAGGAGACAAGUGAGCAGAUGUAUCAAUAUGGGAGGAAUCUUGGUCUAUCCUUCCAGAUAGUCGACGACAUACUAGACUUCACUCAAUCAGCAGAGCAGUUGGGGAAGCCGGCCGGCAGUGACCUGGCAAAGGGAAACCUCACUGCCCCCGUGAUCUUUGCACUACAAAAGGAGCCUAAACUUAGGGAUUUGAUUGAAUAUGAAUUCUGUGAAACUGGAUCUCUAGAGAAGGCCAUCAGGGUUAUCAAGAACUGUGGAGGGAUUGAGAGAGCUCAAGAGUUGGCAAAAGAGAAAGCAGAUAUGGCCAUUCAGAAUCUCAGGUGCCUUCCUCCUAGUCCUUUCAGAAUAGGACUGGAGGAAAUGGUGACUUAUAAUCUUGAAAGAAUUGAAUAGGAUGAACUUUCUUUGUGGAUAUGAAGCACAUAUCCAAUGAUGUAUGUGAUGAUGGCACACUAAACUUUAAUAGUUUAGAGCAUCACAGAAGAGUAAAGCAUUCUUAUGUAGCCAUUUGGAUUCUUGUAAUGAGCCAGCUCUUGCACCUCCUUAUUAGUUGUAUACUCCCAUAAGAGGUCAUGAGCAGCCUAUAGCUUGUAGCGUAUAUGUGUAUACCUUUAUUUAGCUUUUUUGCAAAGGAGAAUGAAUACAUUAUGUGUUGUGAAAAUAAUGGUACCAUACUUAGUGCCCUUUUGGUUCAUUUCCAAAUUGUAGAGUGGUUAUUAUUAUUAUUUGGACAUUCAAUAAUUAGCCAUCUCUUCUAUUGUUGCAU